AUGACCGUAAGGGAAGCUUUCCUGCCGGACCGAGAUGGCAAACCGCAUAUUCUGGGUACAUCACCAGCUCUUUCUCCCGGAGGAGGCCCCGCAACGCCGGCACCGCCGGCCCCAAAGCCUCGCACGCAGUCUGACCUGAUCAAGAUCCUAACCGCGUUUUCGUCGGUCGUCGGAGUGCUGGAUUGUGCGCACAGAGCUGGGGUCACUCACAACAACAUCAACACCUUCUCCGUCAUGGUGGCGCGAGCAUCGAACAGUACUGGUAUCCAGGGGAAACUGGGAGGAUGGCAUCUGGCGUCGAGGCUGGAGCGUCAAGAGUUGGGUAGGAGUGCCAACGGUGCGAUGUUGAGGGGCGAGAAUCCUGCGCCGCUGCAGUACAUUGCUCCGGAGUGUACCGGAAGGAUGAACAGAUCAGUAGACUAUCGGGCGGACUUUUAUUCCCUUGGUGUUGCGCUCUACGAACUUGUCGUAGGAUUCUUGCCGUUUCGGUCUGCUGAACCGUUAGAAUUAAUACACAUGCACAUCGCCCAACUUCCAAGACCCCCAUCCGAAGUCAAUGCUUCGAUCCCGACAGCUAUCUCUGACGUUGUGAUGAAGCUCCUACAGAAGAACGCCGAAGACAGAUAUCAGACAGCGUCGGGCCUCAAGGCGGAUCUCGAUCUUAUUUGUCAGUUGCUCUCUGAGGGCAAGUCACUGAAAGGGGUCAAUAUCGGUCAGCUGGAUACGACGUCGCAGUUCGUGAUUACGGAGAAGCUAUACGGGCGGGAAGAGGCAGUUGCGGAACUCCACUCGGCGUACAAAGAUUGUGUGAGACAUGGCGGAUGCGUUUUGGUGACGGUGCAGGGUGGUUCCGGUGUCGGAAAGAGCAGAUUGGUGAAUGAGAUUCAGCGGCCGGUGGUGGAGAAUAAAGGAUUCUUCACAACGUCGAAGUUUGAACCGGACCAGAAAGGAAUCAGCUUGUUCACCUUAAUUCAGACACUGCAGGACUUGAUACGCCAGGUGUUGUCGGAGCCACCACAGAGCCUUGCACGAUGGCGGACAGAAACGAUCAGAGCGUUCGAUGGCGACGCGGCGGUACUCAUCGACCCGUUGGCGAGCCUCGGGCCUGUCGAGCGGGAGAGUCGGUUUCGGGAUGCUUUUGGGAGGCUGCUCGCCAUAUUUGGCCGCAAGGGCGUGGUCAUGUUCUUGGACGAUUUGCAAUGGUGUUCGCAAAGCGACCGUUCCUCUUGUUCAUCUAUAAUCAUGCCUACCACUUUCUAUCUGGCGGGUAUACGCGAUAACGCUAACCAUGGUGUGUGUGUCCCGGUUCUAGGUAUCUUCAUAUUGGCGGCGUUUAGGGAUUCGGAAGUGACGGAGGACCAUCCGCUACUGGGAAUGCUGCAGUACAUUCGUGAGAUUUCGGUGAAGGUGGUUGAUCUUCGACUCGAACCGCUGAGCCAGGAGUCGGUGCGCCGCAUCAUUGGGGACACGCUAUUCCGGGAUCCGUGUUCGAAGCGCGUAAGGGAGGACUCGGAAAUGCAGACUCUGGUGGAAUUGGUGUACGCAAAGACCCAGGGAAAUCCAUUCUUUGUUGUUCAGUUAUUGAAGAGUUUGCACCGAGGAGGCCAUAUCGUGUUUGAUUUCCGUGAGAACGAGUGGAGAUUCGAUCUCACGACCCUUGAACCAGACGACCUGCCGCCGACCGUGGUGGAUUUGCUGGUCAAACAGAUGCUUAAGCUCAGCGAUGACACACGGACAGCGAUGAUGCUGGCGUCUUGCAUCGGAACCGAACGGAUAUCUCUGCGCACGCUGGCUACAGCCGCGGGCAAACGAAUUGAGGAGACGGCAAACGACCUCUGGGGUGCUCUGGAUGCUGGUCUGAUCCUCCCGACGGGAGGAAACUACAAGAUUCACCUGGCCCUGGAAGGAGCGAGGCCCGGGAAGCUGGACGGUGGCGGAGCAUAUCCGGACCCGGACGAGAAUGGGCGGAGGCAUAACGAAUUAGCUGGAAUCCCGAAUCCGGAUGAGGAGGAUGCGACGUACAAGUUCCUGCAUGACCGGGUUCGUCAGGCAGCUUACAGCCUCAUCCCCCCCGGAGAGCAAGCUGGGCUUCAUCGCAUGGUGGGCAUGCGAAUGCUGGAGAGAGCGACGGAGGAGGAUCUGGAUAGUAGCACGGUUUUCGAGGUUGUCAAUCAGCUCAACCACUACCUGACACCCUUGGGACCCUCGGAACGGAGAGUGCUUAUGGAGCUUAAUCUGAAAGCCGGGAAAAGGGCGCUACUGACCCCAGCGUUUGCUACCGCGCUCAGCUACUUUCAGAUUGCCAAGCGAGUUCUCGGCGAUGCGGAGAUGGAGGACGACGCUUGCCGGCAUAAUCCCAUUAACAUUUCCCUCAUGGAGGCAUACUUUGCUGACGUCAAAUACGCCGAGUCCAUAAAACUGGCCGAGGAUAUCCUACCGACAUGCAGCCAGAGUAAGGACAAGGUCCGGUGCCUCAUCAACAAGAUGAACUGUCUACUUAUUCAGGGCAAACUCAAUGAGGCUAUCGAAGCAGGAUUGACUGGACUUAGUAUUCUCUCCCGGGAGGUUCCGCUGGACGAUGAGGAGGCGAGGAAGCACGCGCAGAUGAUGAGACCACGGAUCCUCCUAGAUGUCAAGCAGAUUAGAAAUAUUGCGAAGAUGCACGAGAUGAAGGACGAGAAUCUGCUCCUGCUUCAGGAGAUCAUUUCGACGCUGCUACUGCCGAUCAACAUGAGUCGUCCUUCGCUUCUUCCUGCGGUCUGCUUCACCAGUGUGGCCAUCACGUUAGAAUACGGUAUAUCCCUGGCUGGAGCGUACCCCGUGCUGAUGACUGGUGUCAUUCUGGGAUCUGAGGCCACGCAGGAUAAUCUUGCUCGCAGUCACGCCUACGGACAACUCGCUAUAAAACUCAUCGAGCACAGUCGUACGCGCCACCCGCUGUCUCCCGCGAUCUAUCAGGUUUAUGCUGGCCACAUUGGCGUAUUCCACCAGCCCAUGAGCGAUGUUAUACGAUGCCUCAAGCAGGCGGUACAGACGGGUUUACAGGUGUUCAACGUCGAUUACACUACGUUUGCCAUGGUGGAACUGACUUCGUUCGGAAUGCUGAGUGGGGAGAACCUAAAUACGGUUCAUUCUAAGAUGUCAGCCGCGAGGCCCAACAUCCGACGGUUCAAACAGGAGACGGGAAUGUGGUGGCUGAAUCUGCCACUCCAGUUUUUGCUCAACCUCAAGGGCACCGGGAAUCCGGAUCCGUUGUGCUUUGAGGGUGAAGCUCUCGGGAACGCGAAGGAUCUGGCGAGACUCACGGGAUCUGAGAGUCUUAGCCACAUCUACAUGUACCACAUGUUCCGCUUGAUCAUUGCUGCGAUCUACGGACACUGGGAUCUUACCGCUACAUUGGCGGUUCAGUACUGCCAGCCGCUGUCUGUCUCCAUGACGGGAACGUUUUACGUUGGUCUUACGGCGUUCUACUCUUCCGUUGCGUUUUUGAGUUUACACGAUGAACUGUCGGAAGAGCAGCGGGAGAUCUUGGACCAGAAUAUCGUCUGCAUCAAGGAAUGGGGUAUCCGGGCGAAGGCUACGUGGCUGCAUAAGAGUGUGCUCUUGGAGGCCGAGGUGAUGCGGAUAUCCGAUUGCACGCAGCAGUUGCAGAUCCUGGAUUGCUACGAUCGUGCGAUUUCCCUUGCGAACAAGAGCGAGUUCGUCCACGACGCAGCUCUGAUCAAUGAGCGCUGCGGUAGCUGGUUGCAUGACAUCUCGAAGAGGCGUGCCGCGCCGUACCUCCAGGAGUCGUAUCGCUGCUACAACGCCUGGGGCGCCACGCAUAAGGCCAAUGAGCUGAGGAAGCAGUUCUCGGAAGAAGAUAUCUUCUCGGCGUCGGAUCAGCACGAUGAUGAGGCGGCGUCGCACUGCUCCUCGAUACGGAAUAAUGAUUCGUCCCUGGGGUCGGAACUGGACUUCCGGACGGUGUUGAAAGCGAGUUUGGUCAUCUCCGAGGGCAUCCAUCUCGAGGAGGUUAUUGUGAGCCUCAUGAAGAGUGUGCUGCAGACGGCCGGUGCGGAUUAUGGCGUUUUGAUCUUGCAAGAGGAUGGGCAGAUCUUGCAGGAGGAUGGGCAGCUCUUCGUCGAGACGGUUGGAUUACUCGACGAGGUGAGUAUUCUCGAGCACGAACCACUACAUAGUCGCCCGGAUCUGGUCCCGAUUUCGGUCAUCAACAUCGUUGCCAGCCUGGGAAAGCAGAUCCUGCGCAGCGGCGACGACUCGAAGUUCGAGCUGACGUACGGGAGGGAUAUCUACUUCCGUGGCAAGAACCCGAAGAGUGUGCUCGCCAUGCCAAUCCAGAAUCAGCUCAAGACCAUGGGCGUGCUGUACCUGGAAAAUAAAGUGCUCGGGUCGGCGUUUACUCGCCAGCGGCAGGAGCUGCUGAAUCUGCUCUGCACCCAGGCGGCCGUGACGAUCGAUAAGGCUAGGCUGUACCGCCAGAUGGAACUUGCGAAGAAGGCGGCUGAGGAGGCGACGGAGGAGAAGUCGACUUUCUUGGCGAAUAUGUCUCAUGAGAUUAGAACUCCGUUCAACGCCUUGCUGUCGUGCUCGAUCUUCCUGAUGGAUACUGCCCUUACGGACCAGCAGAAGGAGUACGUCGAGACGAUUCGAAACUCGGCGGUUCUCACCCUGCAAAUCAUCGAUGGUAUUCUGGAUAUCUCCAAGAUCGAGUAUGGAGCGAUCGACCUGCAGAAGUCCCCAUUCUCGCUGCGAGACUGCGUCGAAGGAGCUUUGCUGCUGGUUGCGGAACCGGCGGCCACGAAGGAUCUGGAACUGGCGUACCGGAAUAAAUGCUCCAACAUUGAGUUUAUUGUCGGCGACAUCACCCGCUUCCGGCAGUGCAUCAUCAAUCUCAUCGGUAACGCGGUCAAGUUCACCCAGGCCGGAUACAUCGUCGUCACUUCUCAAGCGCAGCAGCUGCCUAACGACAGUCGGUGGAGGAUCAGUGUCUCGGUCAAGGACACGGGUAUUGGUAUCCCAGAGAGUGCGUUCAGCAGACUUUUCAGGGCAUUUUCGCAGGUUGAUACCUCGACGAGAAGGACGUAUGGUGGAACCGGUCUUGGACUUGCCAUCUCGAAGAAACUGGCGCUGAUGAUGGGCGGCGAUAUUUGGUUCGAGAGCGAAGAGGGUAAAGGCACCACUUUCCACUUCGCAAUCGUCGCCGAAGUCAUGCAGAAGGUCUGGCAUACGGAUCCGAGGCUCGAGGGACGGAAGGCGAUCGUUGCCGAUGCGCACAAGAUCUCGUCGCAUAUCCUGGCAGAUGAACUGGAGGUUGAGGGGUUGAAGGUCACCAGGACCAGCACCUAUGAAUCAACACUGGAAGCACUGCACAGCAAUGGGAAGGGAUUCUUCGAUGUGGCACUGGUGGACCUGUCGGUCGACAAUACCUACAACAUCUUUGAGAAGUUCCACACCUUCGAUCCCAACAUCAAAGUCAUCCUCAUGUCUCGCUUCGGUGCCACGAUUCCUGCGCACGUCCUCGACAACCAGUGCUCGGUAUCAUUCGUGCGCCCCGCACCGCGGAAGCGCUACGUCUCAGCUGUCCAUGACGCGCUGAACCCACAGGCGAAGAAGCUAGAGAUGAAUACCAAGAAGCCGGAGCUGGAGCUGCUGAAGACGUUGUCGACUAGACACCCACUUAAUAUUCUCCUCGCCGAGGAUAAUCCGUUGAAUACGAGGGUUGCAUUGCAGCAUCUGAAGAGGAUGGGGUAUUCCGCGCAGCAUGCCAAGGAUGGGAUCGAGGUGCUUGAGCUGUGCGAGGCUGCUGCAGCGAAGGAUGAGAUGUUUGAUGUCAUCCUGAUGGACAUCCAAAUGCCGCGCGCAGAUGGCAUUGAGACGUCCAUAGAGCUCGGCCGACGCUACGCUGACCACGAACGGCCCACCAUAAUCGCACUGACGGCCAACGCCACCGCCAGCGACCGCGAGAAAUGUCACGACGCCGGAAUGCGAAUGCACAUCGCCAAGCCGAUCCUACCCAACGAUCUGGCGACGGCACUCAUGAGCGUUACGCCGCUGAACCGGCCACAGCAGCUUGUUACUGUUGCCGCUUGA
This is a messenger RNA of Tricharina praecox, 6093 nucleotides long. RefSeq lists its product as uncharacterized. Bases 1 to 6093 code for a protein of 2030 amino acids. Gene Ontology annotation, molecular function: protein binding; phosphorelay sensor kinase activity; ATP binding. Gene Ontology annotation, biological process: phosphorelay signal transduction system; protein phosphorylation. Lineage: Eukaryota; Fungi; Ascomycota; Pezizomycetes; Pezizales; Pyronemataceae. The record is from RefSeq and is a predicted model, not a curated record. The transcript has 12 exons.